AAACCGUGUAUCAAGCACCUGCUGUGUCCAGGGCCUCGUCUAUCUCGGUGGGAGAGAUGCCCUGAGCAGUGAGACAGAUGUCCAUGUUCUCACCAAGGAGAGCCUGCUGCUUGUCACAGGGGGACUUCCCUGCGAAGGUGGGAGGGAGCGCCGUGCUCCUGUGUCACAGCAUAGCGCCCGGUGUUGCGUGCGCCGGUCCUCAAGUGUGUGCUUGUCUGUGGGCCACCUGCACACUCAGGCCCAGCAGCAGAGUGCAGAGGCAGCCGGUGUGAUCCAGGGAAGGCCUCUGAUCCGUCACACACACCCGGAGUAGGAGUUAAGCUGUGGGCUUUCAGGCACACCUCGGGGACACUGGGUUCGGGUCCAGGCCUCCGCAGUAAGGUGUCCUGCGCGGGAGCAUGGACCCCGCGGCCGCUCACGGCUGCCACCUGCUGCAGCAGCUGCACGAGCAGCGCAUCCAGGGCCUGCUCUGUGACUGCACGCUGGUGGUGAGGGGCGUCUGCUUCAAAGCACACAAGAACGUCCUGGCGGCCUUCAGCCAGUGCUUCAGGAGCCUCUUCCAGAACUCCUCGGGCCAGAAGAACGAUGUCUUUCACCUGGACAUCAAAAAUGUGAGCGGCAUCGGGCAGAUCCUGGACUUCAUGUACACGUCUCACCUGGAUCUCACCCAGGACAACGUGCAAGUGAUGCUGGACAUAGCGCAGUGUCUGCAGGUCCAGAACGUCCUCAAUCUGUGCCACACGUUUUUGAAGUCAGCCGCCGGGGAGCCGCCCCCCGGCACGCCUUGUGACAGUGCGUUCCCCCCACAGAGCACUCUGGCUCCUGACGCCAACUGCGUCGUCGGCGAGCACUACUCCCCUCACUCACUGCAGGGCUGCGCGGCAGACAGCCCGCACGGCGAGGCCUUGGACGGGCCACACUCUCGGGCUCCACCGCCCGUUCUCCUUCACCGCCCUGCAGGCGCAGCAGCAAAACAAGCCCCCGAAACUUUAGACGGCAGCUGCACAGAGCUGCCGUUCAAACAGCCGAGUUACUACCACAAACUCAGAAACUUGUACAGUAAGCAGUACUACAAACAAGCCACUUGUCCCAGCCACGAGAGGAUAGUUGAGCAGCCUUUCACCGUCAGCCCGUCCCCGGACCCGACAGCCGAGGAAAUCCAGCCUCCUGCAGUGAGCCAUUCCGAAUGUGCCCUGCCCGCUGCGGAGCACUUACCCGCCCACUUCCUGGCCCAGCCCCUGGGUGAACCUGCCCCGGGCCCUGCGUCAGACAACACGUUCCAGCAGCCCACCAAGCAGAUGAGGCUCAAAAAGGCCAUUCACCUUAGGAAGCUCAAUUUCCUGAAGUCACAGAAAUCUGCAGAGCAAACCUCUGCACCCGAGUCGGAUGAGGGUGUAGCAAAGAGGAUCGAUCCUGCUAGCGAAAGCACUGGCGAGAAGGCCAGCAGUCGAAGUGCUGAAGACGGAGACAGCGAAGAACUGGUCAGCUCCGAGAAUUUCAGUUGCAUUAAUGAAACCGAAGAGAGGCCUCAAGAGCUUGUGGCGCUGGAAGACCAGUCCCAGAUGCUGCAGUCCCAGAGACAAUACGCAUGCGAAUUGUGUGGGAAACCUUUUAAGCACCCGAGCAAUUUGGAGCUUCACAAACGGUGUCAUACAGGUGAGAAACCUUUUGAAUGUAACAUUUGUGGGAAACAUUUCUCUCAGGCAGGUAACCUGCAGACUCACUUACGUCGGCAUUCCGGGGAGAAGCCGUACAUCUGCGAAGUCUGCGGCAAGAGGUUCGCGGCCUCCGGGGACGUGCAGCGUCACAUCGUCAUUCACUCGGGGGAGAAGCCCCACCUGUGCGACAUCUGCGGCCGAGGGUUCAGCAACUUCAGCAACCUGAAGGAGCACAAGAAGACGCACACGGCCGAGAAGGUGUUCACCUGCGACGAGUGCGGGAAGUCCUUCAACAUGCAGAGGAAGCUGGUGAAGCACCGGGUCCGGCACACCGGGGAGCGGCCCUACAGCUGCGCGGCCUGCGGAAAGUGUUUCGGGGGAUCCGGGGACCUCCGCAGGCACGUCCGCACUCACACUGGGGAGAAGCCGUACACGUGUGAGAUCUGCGACAAGUGCUUCACCCGCUCGGCCGUGCUGCGGCGGCACCGGCGGAUGCACUGCCGGCCGGAUGACGACGAGGGCCCGGACGCCCUGCAGGAGCUCGCGCACGCCUUCGAGACCUCCGACCUCGACAAGGCCCCGCUGUCCGACUCGUUUUCCCGAGACGCGUCUGUGCCUGUGGUGCCCGCGUCUGCCAAGCUUCCCGGCGCCCCGGUGGAAGACUCGGUGGCAGAGCUGGACGGCCACCCUGCCAGCUCCUGCUGUAAGUUCCGGCCCUUGACCCAGCCUCAUGGAGCCAGCGGCCGGGAGAAGCUCGGUCUGGACCCUGGCAAACUCGCCAAGGCGCCGGGGCCGCACACGCAGCACCAGGCCUUUGCUUACGCGGCCGCGGACGCCUCCGCCAGUGCUGGGCCGCUGCCGGCCGACGGCGUGGCCGCAGUCCGCUCCUCUCUGGCUGCUUUGGACAACCACUGCGGCGACCCCCCGGGCAGCCGGGCGGCGGCCACAGCCUGCAGGACCUCGGAAGGCCAGUUCUUCUCCAGCAUGACGCUGUGGGGGCUGGCGAUGAAGACGCUGCAGAAUGAAAACGAGCUGGACCAGUGACGCCAGCCCGGCGCGUCUCAGCGUCAGGGGCUCUUGCUGAGUCCAGCAGGCCGGCCUCCAGGAGAGAGCCUUCCCCGCAGCGCCCUCUCCCUCCGGGCAGCCCAGGCACGGCAGGACCGUUUCCCUCCCGAUGGGGCUGCAGUGGACGCCUGUGAGCUCAGGCGUGGGAGGAGAGGCCGCAGGCUCACGGGGAAGCGGACUAUGGCGUGGGAGCAGGCGCCACGGGGCCGGAGGCUGGAGAAGUCGCCCUCUGACCGUGGUCAGCCGAUGGAGCGUGGACAGCGCCAACUAUUGUGCGGUGUGGUCACGCUGAAGCGAAACAAAUACACAGUAACACAAACACUUCUGCAUUUUUACAUGACUGAAAUUUGUUGCAUUUUGUAUUUUUAUUUACACAGAUUUUAUUUGUAUAUGAAACUCAUACUAUAAUUUAAUUUGAAUAAAUGGAACUUGCCUUCCUA
Messenger RNA from Phyllostomus hastatus (greater spear-nosed bat), 3163 nucleotides. It is a transcript of the gene ZBTB49, whose product is annotated as zinc finger and BTB domain containing 49. Lineage: Eukaryota; Metazoa; Chordata; Mammalia; Chiroptera; Phyllostomidae. Gene Ontology annotation, biological process: regulation of transcription by RNA polymerase II. Gene Ontology annotation, molecular function: DNA-binding transcription factor activity, RNA polymerase II-specific; protein binding; RNA polymerase II cis-regulatory region sequence-specific DNA binding. Gene Ontology annotation, cellular component: nucleus. The record is from RefSeq and is a predicted model, not a curated record. The coding region runs from base 399 to 2702 and encodes 767 amino acids. The transcript is spliced from 9 exons.